AGGAGGCAGCGCUCAGUGCUGGGAAUUCACGUCAUUUCGCCACUUAAAUACCCAAAUCAAUGAGCACUGCGUUGUCCGCCUUUCAGCGUCUGUCUUCCAGGAAGAAACUAGUAUAAUCAACACAUCGCAAAAUGUAGCCCGUCGCACCAGGAGGAUAACAAAGAAGUUACGUUUGUCUUCGACGUGCACGACCGUUUAACCGAAAUAUACACAUUAAACUUGAGUGCGACUCCGAUGGAAACCAGUGCAAGUACUGGAGUCGGAUGCGGAUGAUUUUCUGGGUUAUUUCAAGGAAAAGACGGGGGAAGGAAAGUGGGAAAAGCAGAACUUCCUGGAUUGACUGAGACAUGUCCGAAUCCCCGUUGCAGAAUAAAAUUAAGCAGGAGAGGAUCUCAUUCAGUCCUUCAGCCAGCCCCGUGCCAAACUCCACUUCCUCCCCUCUUCAUGUUCCAGCACCUCGGCAGGCCGGCAGGAUGGAAGGAGAGCCAGGGAGCCUGCCUGCACACCUGCCAGGUCUGCAGCCAGUCUUCUGGAGCAGGGAGGACGUGUCUCAGUGGCUGAAGUGGGCGGAGAGGGAGUUCUCCCUCCACCCCAUCGCCAGCAGCACCUUCCAGAUGAACGGCAAAGCCCUGCUGCUGCUCACCAAGGAGGACUUCCGAUACCGCUCACCUCACUCCGGGGAUGUCCUGUACGAGCUGCUCCAGCACAUCCUAAAGCAGAGGAAGUCCCACUCCUUCUACCCCUUCUUUCCCGGGAACUCCUUCCACUCGCCACCGGAGGGCGCUGUGCAGCAGCUCAAACUUGAAGAAACGGUACGGCGAGCGCCCCGCGGUACGGAGCCCCUCCCUCUCCACACCCCCACCAUCGAGCUGCGGCAUCGCCCCCGCUCGCCGCUCCGCCCGGACGCCGCCGCCCGGGAGGACCCCCCGCAGGCGGCCUCGCAGCUGCCCGACAGCAACCACCACCCGGAGGAGCCGUACCCUCUGAGCGUGUCGCCGGCCGAGCGGGGGAACGGGCGCUGCGCCACGCCCCACGAGGCGCCCCGCCCGGGCAGCCCCUGCCCCGAGGGCCCGCGCGUCAUCCAGCUGCUGCCCAGCGCCAUCAUGCACCCGCUGGUCCUCGCGCCCCGCGCCGGCCCCGUCGACUUUCGGGGGGGCGCGCGUGGGGCCCCCGAGAACGGGCGCGAGUCGGGCGGGGGGGGCGCGGGCCGGAACCUGGCGCCGCACCACCGCGAGGACCUGCUGUACCGCAACCACAUCCUGAUGCCCAUGUCCCCGCCCGACGAGCAGGCCCUGCCCAUGGGACGCAUCGCGGAUUGCAGGCUGCUGUGGGACUAUGUGUAUCAGCUCUUGUCUGACAGCCGGUACGAGAACUACAUUCGCUGGGAGGACAAGGAAACCAAAGUGUUCCGGAUCGUUGAUCCCAACGGUCUGGCUCGCCUGUGGGGCAAUCACAAGAACAGGACCAACAUGACGUAUGAGAAGAUGUCCCGGGCCCUGAGGCACUACUACAAACUGAACAUCAUCAGGAAGGAGCCGGGCCAGCGGCUGCUGUUCAGGUUUAUGAAGACCCCAGAUGAGAUCAUGAGCGGGCAGACGGACAGGCUGGAACACCUGGAGUCCGAUUUGGAUGAUACCAUGUACGUGAAGGAGGAAUGCUGAGGGGCGCGGAAGGUGCCAGAAGACGAUCAGGAACCCCGGUCCGGUACCUGGCCCGGCGGUAGAAUUUUUAAAAACCCAUCGUUCUGCACCGGUGACCUCCCGGAAAAGCCUGAGGUCUCGGUCUGGCUCUUAAAAUCCAGGGACCUUGAUUGCGUACCGCGGGUUUUUGACUGAGUGGGGGGGGGGGGCAGGUUUUACUCGCUUGAUCAAGGUUUUUUUUUUUUUUCCAAAGGAAACGGGGCCAGAAAUGUUUUUAAUUCAACAUUCCUAACGAAACGUUCUGAGUUUCCAUGACGAUGGAAAAGCUCUCUCUUCGAUCGGGAUUUUUCGGUGUGGGGAUUUUAACGUAAGCCUUACUCGCUGCCUUCCUGUGCAAAUAAACAUAAGGGAGACUUUAAAAGACCUUUAUCGAUACAGGGCAGAACUCUUUUAGGUUCAGCGAAAUUGGCAGGUUUUAUUUUUUUUCCCUCUUUCUUCUUUUAAUGGGCUUGAUUGCUGAUUUUCUUGUGGGAGAAAUGGGACAUGUUCUUACCGAGCGCUUGUCUUCGUAGAAGAGAGGCACGCCAACGAAAGGUUAAAUACAAAUACCAAGAGAGAAAAAAAAAAAAGGAC
Molecule: messenger RNA, 2273 nt
Organism: Anguilla anguilla (European eel)
Lineage: Eukaryota; Metazoa; Chordata; Actinopteri; Anguilliformes; Anguillidae
Gene: etv6
Product: ETS variant transcription factor 6
Exons: 8
Coding region: 348-1661 (437 amino acids)
Biological process (GO): cell differentiation; regulation of transcription by RNA polymerase II
Cellular component (GO): nucleus
Molecular function (GO): DNA-binding transcription factor activity, RNA polymerase II-specific; sequence-specific DNA binding
Source: RefSeq, a predicted model, not a curated record